Molecule: messenger RNA, 1230 nt
Organism: Fusarium verticillioides 7600
Lineage: Eukaryota; Fungi; Ascomycota; Sordariomycetes; Hypocreales; Nectriaceae
Exons: 3
Coding region: 48-503 (151 amino acids)
Source: RefSeq, a predicted model, not a curated record
CACCAUGACGGUUGUUUGCUUUCAAGCACGAUUUAUUCUAAUAAGCCAUGCCUCAACUUCAAACAUCACGUCUCAACGCUGCAACGACACCAGUGCUUCUCUGUCUACUACUUGUAAUCUCUCUGUUCCCCGGUCUGUUUCACUAUCUCUGGACACUGCCUUUUAGCCUUGUUGGAUUAUCAGGACCCCCUCAACCCCGCUCAACUGCCCCUCCAGUGAUAGACCAUUCGUCGGGAACAACCAUGAGCUUUUUUCAGAAGCAAUUCACCCUUCCUGCCAAGUCACGGGGUUCAUACCUCAUAACUGACCAGGUUGUUUCUUCACUUCCCGAGAUUCGGGAUUACAAGGUCGGCCUUUUGAACCUUUUCGUCCAGCACACGAGCUGUGCUUUGAGUUUGAACGAGAACUGGGACUCUGAUGUUCGGGAGGAUAUGAGCGAUGCUCUUGACAGAAUCGCGCCAGCUGAAGGACCCAAAGGAGAGGCUCUAUAUCGUCAUGAGUGAGUGCUUUGCGUAUAAGUCGCAAGCGGAGACGUUGACACCUGGUAGUGCCGAGGGCCCAGACGACAUGCCUGCCCACAUCAAGUCUGCACUCAUUGGGGCGAGCGUGACUAUUCCCAUUAAGGAUGGAAAACUUGCUACAGGGACUUGGCAGGGAAUCUGGUAUCUCGAGUUCCGCGCCGCUCGCCAUCAGAGACGGGUCAUCGCAACUAUCCAGGGGGAAAAGGUUUGAGUGAGAUGCACAGAAAAGUGGGACUUAGAUGUAUAGAAAACAGGAAGAAGAGAGAAAACCUAUACUUGAGCUUUUACACAUCCUUCCUAUACCGGCAAACAACCAAAAACGCCAAACACCAUCGCCGUGUCUCCGCAGUCCUACAGGGGGAUCAGCUUGUUCCAUUCUCCUCCUUCAUGUCUGUAUCAUCGCCUGCCAAGACUUUUGUGUACGGAACAUAGCCCUCUGGCGCGGCAGACCCUGGUGUGGCAGCGACGACAUUGCCAUUCUCAUCCACGAACUCAAAGUUGUAUCGACUGAGAAGAUGGGGAAUUGCAGAAAGCUGUGGGCCAUAUCGGGCAGUGUUGUCGUAGAGCUCGAAUAGAGGAACGGCCAGAAGCUUCAUGUUCUUGGGGACGCUUAGAACCUCUACAGGAAGAAUAAGUAUCCAGUUUCUCAAUGAUGAUAAUUUGACCUACUUUGUUUGGGUAACUGAAUGAAGUAGAGCUUCUUGCACUC